Vigna unguiculata (cowpea) is the source of this 758-nucleotide messenger RNA. Its product is annotated as Thioesterase superfamily protein. Lineage: Eukaryota; Viridiplantae; Streptophyta; Magnoliopsida; Fabales; Fabaceae. Gene Ontology annotation, molecular function: fatty acyl-CoA hydrolase activity. The record is from RefSeq and is a predicted model, not a curated record.
CCCAUGAAUCGAAGAUCCAGACAGCAACCAAAACAGGUACAGAGGAAAAAAUUUGCGGGCGGAGCAACGCAAAGGAUGGAGAAAGCAAAAGCGAUGCUAAGCCUGACGCAAGAACAAUACGACGCCGUGUCAAGACUCCAAUUUCUUCCUCCUCUCAGAACCGGCGAUAACUCCUCCUUCUACGAACACUUCGUCCUCGCCGGAAUCCGAGUUGACCGAGUUGAACCCGGUUGCGUCUCGUGCUCCUUCAUAGUCCCUUCUCGCCUCGCCGACAGGGGUGGGAAGUUGGCGAAUGGAGCAAUUGCGAAUCUGGUGGACGAAGUUGGAGGCGCUGUCAUCCAUGAAGGGGGUCUCCCCAUGAAUGUUUCCGUCGACAUGUCCAUUUCUUUUCUCUCAACUGCUCGCGUUGGCGAUGAACUAGAAAUUACUUCUAGGUUGUUAGGAAGGAAAGGAGGUUAUUCUGGGACAAUUGUUCUCCUUAAAAACAAAGCCACGGGAGAAUUGUUAGCCGAAGGUCGUCAUUCACUGUUUGGUAGACAUAACAGCAAAAUGUAAUUCAGUAUGUGUAUGAAAUGUCUGUACAUGAAGAUUGUCUUUGGGAAACUUACUUGACUUGGGUGAGUCACUACUUAUUAAUUGGAUAAAGUUCUGAGUAAGAGCAUGAUAUGAUAUGAAUAAAGUUCUGAGUGAGAGCAUGAUAUGAUAUGAAGACGUGCAAUGAAAAGUGAAAUUUAAAAAAAUCAAACUUGGUUUAUUUA